Molecule: messenger RNA, 1804 nt
Organism: Drosophila albomicans
Lineage: Eukaryota; Metazoa; Arthropoda; Insecta; Diptera; Drosophilidae
Product: fibrinogen-like protein 1
Exons: 3
Coding region: 36-1418 (460 amino acids)
Source: RefSeq, a predicted model, not a curated record
AUUCAUCUUUUUCGCGUACAGUCGAAGCUUUCAAAAUGGGCACAAUAAAAAUUAAAUCAGUCUUCUUACUAACAGUUUUUAAAAUGUUUUUGGUGGCCACAGCUAUUGGUGAGAAGACAUGUGAAUUCGAUCAAAAAAUGGAAGAACAGUGCCGCAUUCAAAGUUAUAAAACUAUGGAACCUUUGCUUGACUAUUUUAGACAGGUUAGAAAUGGGUUACAAUACAAAGAGAUUAGGGAAAAUAAGUUAAAUGAGUUAAAUGAAUUAAAUUCUGAUCUUAUGGAAAAGUAUCACGAAAUUGUAAAAAUUCAUGAAAAAUUCAUGAAGGAGGCAGCUCUAUUAGAUGAGUAUAAAAACAAAGUACUUAAAGGGGAAAACGAUUUGCAAUCGUGUCAAAUUAAAGUUGAUAAAUUAGAAUCUAAGAUUAAUUCAAAACAAAAUAUUAUUAAAUUAGAAGGACAAUUAUCAGAUCAAUCCCCCAACUUAGAAAAUUGUCAAGUUCAAUUAAAAUAUUUCAAUUCUAGGUUAAUUGAGAAAGAUGAAAUUAUAAAGAGAUUUAGUGAGGAUAUUCAAAAUAACACAGAACAUCAGAAAACACUUGAGUUGAAAUUAGAGAAGAGUAAAUCUGAAUUAAUAAAGCAAGAGAUAGAUAUUCAGUUAUGCCGAUCUGAAAUUGAUACAUUGAGCAUGACGUCAGAAAAUAUCAGAGAAGAGCAGAAAAUAAUUGAAUCGCAAUUAAAAGAUAAUCAAAGAAAGCUAAUUGAUAAGGUUAUAGAAAAUCAGUUAUGUCAAUCUGAAAUUGAAAUAUUAAGUCCCACAACUUGCAUCCCUUUCGGAGAUUAUCCAGGAGUUCAUCGACUCAAUGUUUCUGGCGUAGGUUUAUUCGAUGUUUUGUGCGAUAGUCAGUUAGCUGGACCUGGAUGGAUUGUAAUACAACAACGAGUUGGGGGAAAUGAGAGCUUCAAUAGGGAUUGGGCAACGUAUCGCAAAGGUUUCGGUGCAUUGGAUAGUGACUUCUUCCUUGGCCUAGAGAAAAUACAUCGUAUCACAAGUUUGGAGCGUCACGAACUUUAUAUACAUUUGGUUGCUGUGAAUGGAAGUACCUACAACGCUCGAUAUGACGACUUUAAAAUAUCUGAUGAGGACAAUGGAUACGUACUGAGUUUGGGUAAAUUCAAAGGAACUAUUAUUCGGGAUGCGAUGAGAGACGGCGAAAACAUGAAAUUCACAACAUUCGAUCGCGACAACGACAUUAAAGAUGGUGGUAAUUGCGCAGUUAAAUACAAUGGCUGGUGGCACUCGAAAUGUUAUGAUUGUAAUUUAAAUGCACCAUAUGGGCCGGAUCUUAUUUGGCACAAUGAAAAUAUAUUGAAAGAAGCUAAGAUGCUAAUUCGCCCCAAUGAAGCGAUGAAGAAGUGAUGAAGAGCUGUAAUUCCGAUAUUUGACUCAAUUAUGUAAUCAUUAUAUAAUUGGUGCAUUACUAUUAAUGAAGACGGACAUGGCUAGAUCCUCUCGGCUGUUGACGCUGAUAAAUAAUACAUAUAUAACACUUUAUAGGGUCGGAGAUGCCUCUUUCUACCUGUUACAUACAUUUUCUGCCGGCACAAAGUUAUAAUACCUAUUGGUAGCGGGUAUUCACUUAAGUGAAUAAAAGCAAAACUGUGAGGUAAUAUUUCAAAAUAUACCAAAUUAAUAUACCACAAAAAAUUUAAAAUAUACCAAAAUUAAAUUAAAACAUACGUAUACGUAACAUAACACAAAAAUACAAUUGGUUGCGAAUAAAAUUACAUUAAAGUAUGCGUAUA